CAAUGGUUUUAUAUCCCCCAAAAGCAAAGUCAAACCGAAUUUAAUCUUAUAUAUACAUAAACAAAUACAUUAUAUAUAUACUUUUUAUAAAAAAAGAAAAGAAUGGUUGUAUUAACACGAGUUUUAUAUUGUGCAGCAAAGAUUAAUUAUUUAGUUACCAAGGAAAUAUAUGCGACAAGGCUUAAUUGACAGUUUGCGUAUUCACGUAACUGGAGGCACCGGUGGUUCUGGAUUACCUGCUUAUGGUGGAAUAGGCGGAACAGGAGGAAACGUAUAUCUUGUCUCAAAAGAAAGAUUAACAUUGCGAAAUGUUAAAUAUAAACUAGAAAAAAUGAAAUUGAAAGCAGGAACAGGAGGCGAUAGUAGCAAAAAAGGGCUCAUUGGAAUACCUGGAACAGACUUAAAUAUAAGGGUUCCAAUUGGUAUCACCGUUUAUGAUCAAAAUCGCAUUAAACUUGGUACAAUGAAUUCAAAGGAUACAAAAUUGGUAGUUGCUGCAGGUGGAAUGGGGGGAUGUGAAAGGACAGGCUAUUGUGGCCUUAAAGGUGAAAGUCGUACUAUAGUUCUUGAUCUUCAGUUACUUGCCGAUGUUGGUUUGAUAGGUUUUCCAAAUGCAGGGAAGAGUACAUUUCUAAAUGCAAUCUCAAGAGCUAAAUCAAAGAUUGCAGAUUAUCCAUUUACAACUAUAAAACCACAAAUAGGUAUUAUAAAUUAUAAAGACCACAGGCAGAUUUCAGUUGCAGAUUUACCAGGUUUAAUUGAAGGUGCACAUAUUAAUAAAGGAAUGGGUCAUAAAUUCUUAAAACACAUAGAAAGAACAAAAUUACUGCUCUUUAUUGUAGACAUUCAGGGAUGUAAAUUUUCUAUAAGACAUGAACAUAGAUCUUGCCUAGAAACUGUGCUUUUAUUAAAUAAGGAAAUUGAACUUUAUAACCCUGAUUUGCUAGAUAGACCUACAAUGAUUAUAGUAAAUAAAAUGGAUACAAAUAGAGCAAAUGAAAUCUAUAAUGAAAUUAAACUAAAAUUAAAUAAUUUAUCAGAAUUUCUCUCAGAAUUUGAUAAAUCAAUUCAACCAAAAAGAGUAUUGCAAUUUGAUGAUAUUAUAACAACAUCUCUAAUUUUACAAAAUGCAGAUGAGAUACGCGAAAUUAAAACAAAGAUUAGACAUAUUAUUGAUAAAUAUGAAGAAGCAAAAAUUUCCGUUCAAGAUAUGGUUUCAAAUGAAGAUUGUUUACGUAUAAAGUUAAAAAAACAAAUGCAGCAAUAUGCGCCGACAUUUGUAUAACUUAUCAUAUUUAUUUAAACGAAUUACACGGUGUUUCGUUACGGGUAGUACAACCUAUCCAUACUGAAACACUGUAUAAUCAAAGCAAAAACAUAUUUAAAAAAAAAAACAACAAAAGACAGUAAAAAGUAAAACAGAAAAAGUAACAACCUUGUAAUUAAUAGCCUUUGCAACAUAACAAUAAAUGUAUUUGACAUUUUAUUUUUUUAA
Bombus pyrosoma is the source of this 1495-nucleotide messenger RNA. RefSeq names its product GTP-binding protein 10 homolog. Lineage: Eukaryota; Metazoa; Arthropoda; Insecta; Hymenoptera; Apidae. Gene Ontology annotation, molecular function: GTPase activity; GTP binding; magnesium ion binding. The record is from RefSeq and is a predicted model, not a curated record. Bases 170 to 1285 code for a protein of 371 amino acids. Gene Ontology annotation, cellular component: mitochondrion. The transcript is spliced from 4 exons.